AUGCACAUCAUCACCGCGAACCCUUCUACCGGUGCCAAUGUCAACUUUGCUCUUGAUGACAAGAAUGCCACUUUCAUCUCCAACAACAACAACACGCAUUUGCCUUGGUAUAUGGGACAAUGGACUACGCCUGUGACGGCUGUGCUGGAGGCCUAUGUGUUGGGUUCGUUCUUGGUGUUUUUGAUCAUGUUUAUGAUGUGUAUUCAUCGUCGUGGGUGUUGUCACAUGUUUCACCACAGACGCAGAAGAAGAGUUGUUCGGUACCAGCAACGACCGAGAGUGAGGGUGCAGAUUGAACAGCAAACACACAACAACAUGCAAGAGGACUCGGACGGUGGUGAAGAUGGCCAUGAAGUCAACAGUAUCUCAUCCAGAAACCCUGCUACCGUUGACGCUCAGAAUGGUGGUCCCCGAGUGCACGAUAUCCAGAGAUUGGAGAGGGCUCUAAGGGUUGCUGGGAUGGCAUAA
Aureobasidium vineae is the source of this 468-nucleotide messenger RNA. The record is from the annotation of a GenBank genome assembly. NCBI's taxonomy places the organism in Eukaryota, Fungi, Ascomycota, Dothideomycetes, Dothideales, Saccotheciaceae.